AAACAAAUUGAUUUAAAGAACUAAUCCAAAAAAGAAUACAUCGAUGAACCCAAAUGUUAAAGAAUACAAGUAAGAAUCCCUAAUGUAAACAGUAUACCCAUUAUUGACGCCCAGGCGCCGCCGCUCUUCUUCUUCUUCUUCACUCUUGACGCAAAUUUGCUCGCCCUUCUUUUCUUCACGUCCAUUUCACAGACUGCUGGGGCAAUCCCACCGCCGCACGAACAGCUCUGCCCUGCCUUCUCUGGAAGCAGCCGCACCACGACCCGUCUCCUUUUUUCCUCGCUCGCUUCGCCUUCUACAGCAGCAGCCGCAACUGCAACACCUCUCAGUCAGGUACACAGAAGUCUGCCUCUCCCGCCUCGACUCCUCCAGUAUGUAACUCAUUUAUGCCUGUAAACAUCCCUUCUUUCUUCUCAUUCUCCUUCUCCAUCCGGACAUGAGGACUAUGGAGUGGGCGGCGAGAGGAGAUCACCUACGCGGAGUACCUCGAAAGAUGAUUUUCAUGGCGGUGGGAGCAUUCGCCAAGGCUGUGGCCAAUCUGCUUAACACCACCACCGUUUACAACGUCGAAACCCUCCUCCGCCUCGUCCGGCAUCGCCCGCCUGGCGUCCCUCUUAUCACCGUCAGCAAUCACAUGUCCACGUCAGUCAUCCUCUCAUGUUGGAUGACCCAGUAUUGUGGGGAUUCAAGGGUUUUCCCAUAACGGAUGUCGAGUUAGGGAGAUGGGUACUUGCAGCUGAAGACAUAUGCUUCAAAAACCCAGUGUAUUCAUAUUGUUUUCGACUUGGGAAAUGUAUUCCCAUAACAAGAGGUGGUGGAAUCUAUCAGGAGCACAUGAACGAGGCUCUUGAUCGCUUGGCUAAUGGAGCUUGGUUGCAUACAUUUCCAGAAGGGAAAGUGUAUCAAGAAGAUGCACCUAUACGGAGGUUGAAAUGGGGAACUGCCAGUCUCAUUGUUCGUGCCCCCGUAACUCCGAUAGUUUUGCCAAUAGUUCACCGUGGUUUUGAACAGGUUAUGCCUGAGAAUUAUAUGUUUGGUAGAAGGCCUCCUUUCCCUUUGGGCAACAAGGAUAUUGGAAUACAUAUAGGCGAGCCAAUUAUGUUUGACAUCCCAAAACUGAAGCAGGAGGCGCUACACAUGUCCAAGGAUGUUUCAUUCUCUGGAUGUGGAUGGCCCAACACCGUGUGUGGACUGGAUGAGGCUGCACAGAGAUGUCUUUAUAUCAAUAUAUCACACCAUAUACAACGACUCAUGGAGACCUUGCGUAUAUCGUCUCUCAAAUCCACCUGAUUCUUCAUUUUUCUCCAUUUUUCCAAAUACGAGCAGAAAUAACGGCUUACUUUUAAUUGUAAUUUUUGCCAAAUUUCAUUUCACUAUUCAAUAUUUAUUUUACACUUAUGGGUU
This is a messenger RNA of Salvia miltiorrhiza (redroot sage), 1404 nucleotides long. RefSeq names its product N-acylphosphatidylethanolamine synthase. NCBI's taxonomy places the organism in Eukaryota, Viridiplantae, Streptophyta, Magnoliopsida, Lamiales, Lamiaceae. Bases 658 to 1290 code for a protein of 210 amino acids. The transcript is spliced from 5 exons. The record is from RefSeq and is a predicted model, not a curated record. Gene Ontology annotation, biological process: phospholipid metabolic process.